UUGCUAAAAAUUUUAUUACCUCAUAUUGGGCUGAAUGUGUUGCUUCUUAGUUAUAUAGCAUUUGGAGCUUUUAUAUUCAUACGUCUGGAAGCCGAAAGUGAACUAAACAGUCGAAAAAUGAAGCUUCGUAAGGUGUUGGAUUUGUACGAACUGGUGAUCAAUGAAGCGUCAUCGUUAUGUCACGGAGACUACAAUAGCACCUAUUCCAGGGAAAUGGUAGAAAGGAGUCUUUGGCCUAUCCUGGUUAACCUUUCCUGGGCUCACGAAACCGACGACAGAUUCGCAGCAAACGAGCAGUCUUGGAUUGUUCAAGAAGAGCAGAUGGUACCACGAUGGUCGUUCGCCGCUGCGGUUCUUUAUGCACUUACUGUAAUCACUUCUACAGGAUACGAUCAUGUUACACCAAAUACUGAUGGUGGUCGAAUUUUUACUGUAUUUUUUGGUCUUCUUGGUAUUCCGUUGAUGUUUAUCACUGCAGCAGACAUUGGCAAAUUUUUAUCCGAAAUUUCAUACAGCAAAGUUUUACAAAUGGCUUCAUGGAUUUCCAGCAUUUACAGUUUAGUGCGAAGUUAUAUCAAAACCAACAAUGAUGAUGAAGAUUCGAUUGAUUUGAAAGAAAAAGAAAAGAAACGGAACGUCGGUAUUGUCGACGAUGAUGACGGCGAUCGUUAUUGUGUCUUAGGCAGCUUAUUGUUCAACGCUUUUGAGAAGGGUCCUAUAUGGUCUUUUAUGCAUGGCCUAUUUUUUUCUUUCAAUACAAUAACAACAAUUGGACUAGGCAAUAUUUAUUUAGUUGUAACCUACGUAAUAGUUGGAUUAGCUGUCAUAACAGCCUCGUUGGAUUUGUGCAGCUCAACGCUGAAACGAGCCUUUACCAGACUACAUUACUUUGGCAGAAAAAUCAAAGGAGCUCGGCGUGGAUUUGCUGUUAUUGGAGAUGAUCUGUUUGAGUGGAUGAAAUACAUUACUGCCAUGAAAAAAACGGGGCCAAAUAGAGAAAGGAUUACUCUGGAAGACAUAAGGCGACUUUUGGAGGUACAAGAUCGUCUGAGGCAGCCAUACGUACCAUGCAACGUUCAAUUUUUUAGAUGGAUUGAGGAUGCGGUAAACAUUAACAGCUUGAUCAUUUUUACUUUAUUUAUUUUCAAAACUUGAGG
Molecule: messenger RNA, 1157 nt
Organism: Enterobius vermicularis (human pinworm)
Lineage: Eukaryota; Metazoa; Nematoda; Chromadorea; Rhabditida; Oxyuridae
Source: the annotation of a GenBank genome assembly